Danio aesculapii is the source of this 3782-nucleotide messenger RNA. It is a transcript of the gene pdzd7a, whose product is annotated as PDZ domain containing 7a. The record is from RefSeq and is a predicted model, not a curated record. Gene Ontology annotation, molecular function: protein binding. Bases 784 to 3588 code for a protein of 934 amino acids. Lineage: Eukaryota; Metazoa; Chordata; Actinopteri; Cypriniformes; Danionidae. The transcript is spliced from 16 exons. Gene Ontology annotation, biological process: auditory receptor cell stereocilium organization; sensory perception of sound. Gene Ontology annotation, cellular component: stereocilium tip; cilium; plasma membrane.
GGGUUGCCACAGCAGAAUGAACUGCCAACUUAUCCAGCACAUUUUUUUAUGCAGCGGAUGUCCCUCCAGUCACAACACAACACUGGAAAAAAACACUCAUGCAUUCACACACAUACACUACGGCCAAUUUAGCUUAUUCAAUUCACCUAUACCACAUGUCUUUGGACUGUGGGGGAAACGGAACACCCAGAGGAAGCCCACAUGAACACGGAGAGAACAAGCAAACUCCACACAGAAAUGCCAACUGGCCCAGCUGGGGACUCGAACCAUUGACCUUCUUGCUGUGAGGCGAUCGUGUUACCCAUUGCACCACCGUGACGCCCUGGAAUUCUUUUGUAAAGGUGAGACUCUGAGGCCUGGGUGGACCAGAUGACGGACUCCUGCCAAGCAGAGCUCCACUGGCACUGAGGAGGGACUCCAGCCUGAUGAUCCAGUCCAAGCAGCAGACUUUCAACUCAACAAAAAGACUCCAGCCGCUUUUAUGCAACCUCCGCCGUUGUGAGGCUCUCUUCCGAACAAUGCACAUCAGGAUACACUUUGCUUUUCCUCUGCUUUUAUGAUAAUGAUUAUAAUUAUGUUGGAGUCAUUUGAAUCAAUGGAUCUAAUUUGAAGUGAACAAUGCUGAAGCCAUAGCAGCUUCUUCCCACGCCAUUGCAGUGGAGUUUCCUUUUGUGGAGCUAAUCCUUUGGACUGUAAUCCUGCUAGUGACCCACCGGACUGCUAGUUUUCCCUUCGGCAGCUCAGGCCCUGGAUGAGGGUUAGAGGGGAGGUCGGCACUUUGCUAUGGCUCAUUCGUCUGACACGGCACGCAAAGACAUGACGAAUGGGGCUCAUCCCAGUGCCCAGCCAGGUCCCUCAGGCACCUCGACUCUACCGCGCUACCUUCACAAGAAGCAGCAGCGCCAGAGAGGAGUGAGGUCUUCCUCCCCUAUGGGCCGGGUCAUCCUCAUCAACGCACCUGUCGAUGGAGGAGAUGACAGUGAAGACAUCCACACGAUCACUGUGGAUAAAAGUGAGGAUGGCCAUCUGGGCUUCAGUGUGCGCGGAGGAUCUGAGCACGGCCUGGGAAUCUUUGUCAGCAAGGUGGAGGAUGACAGCACUGCAGAGAUGGCAGGCCUGUGUGUUGGGGAUAAGCUGGUGGAGGUGAAUGCCAUAAGUCUGGAGAGCAUCACUAUGAGCAGUGCUGUGAAAGUCCUAACUGGAAACAACCGUCUGCGUAUGGUGGUGAGACGCGUGGGGAAGGUGCCAGGCAUCCGCUAUUCGAAAGAGAAGACUACAUGGGUGGAUCUGAUCCACAGAAGGAUGGUAGUAGAGGAAAGUGGUCGCACACCUUCUGAGGCCAGUUCGGACGGAGCGCUGCGCAGGAUAGUUCACCUUUACACAACCUCAGAUGACUAUUGCCUGGGCUUCAACAUCCGUGGCGGCAAAGAGUUUGGCCUUGGUAUCUACGUUUCAAAGCUGGACCCUGGUGGCCUGGCAGAACAAAAUGGAAUAAAGAUGGGGGAUCAGAUUCUGGCAGCUAAUGGAGUGAGCUUUGAGGACAUCACACACAGCAAUGCAGUGGAGGUGCUAAAGAGUCACACACAUGUGAUGCUGACCAUCAAGGAGGCCGGACGAUACCCUGCUUACAAGGAGAUGGUGGCGGAGUACAGCUGGCUUAAUAAAUUGGCGAAUGGAGGUCAGCCAUCGUCCUCUCAGGGCUCAGAUUCAUACUCCUCCACUUCUUCUCUGUCAUCCGGGACGCCGGUCAGCUCUCUCAGCGGCCUCUCGCAGGUCAUGUUUCCUCCUGCUUUCGGCUCAGAGAUGGUGGACGUCUGCAUCUCCACUGAGGAUCGCUCGCGGCGGCCCAGCUCAGAGCGAAUAGAAACUGCCAUUCAGACUGACCCACAAGAUCCCGAUACCAUAUCCCGAACCAGCAGAGUCAUGUCCACAGAAACCAGUCGAAUGGUAGGAGAAACUGUCCUGUUAAAAGACACCGUAAUCCGCAGAGGGACAGCCCAUUCCCGGACAAGGACCUUUUCUGCUGGGGAUAAAGAGACUCUGGACUCUCCUAAAACAGCUGUCCUGAUGGCUCUCAGCAAGCCCCGGAAAGCCAUCCGACGAUCCCAAAGCCACAUCACUGUGUCAGAGGACAAGCAGAAGAAAAGAAAACAUCAGAAAGGCAAGGUGGAGACGGAGGGAAGUACCCUGCAGCGCUCCAAAACCUUUGUAAGCUUGCUCUUUAAAAGCGGACGCAGAAGGGACAGGUCAUCCUCUAGAGACCGGAAGGACACCGGGACAAGGGAUGGACACAAAGGAAGAUCCAAAUCCCCAAAACAUUUAGAUAACGAACCGGGUAAAGAGCGGGGUCGACCCAUUAUUAACCUGUUGAGUUCUCCCAGAGAGACUCGUGCUGGUUUGAGGGAGCAAAGCCCGAUGCCCAGCCCGGAGACCAUGGCCUUGUUGGAGGACGUGGCACGCAAGCUGCUCAAUGAGGACGAAGUGGCCGCUGUCAUGAGACACUGUAAAAGGUUUCUAGUUGAUCGUGUGGUUGAGGAUCUGGUGCGCCCCCUGCUGGCUAUCUUGGACAAGCCUGAGAAGCUUCUGUUGCUGAGGGAGGUCAGAAUGAUCAUUCCUGCCACAGAUCUGGGCCGUUUUGACAGUAUGGUCUUGCCCUUUGAGCUUGAAGCUUAUGACAUACUAAAAAGCCGGUCUGUGAGGUCUCCUGUCCUUCGUUCUCCUCGUCAUGGAGGAACACCCCGUCGCCAUCUAAUAACACCCAUCCCAGACUACAGGGGUGGAUUUCACCUUCAGCCGGUGCAGGAUCUGGAGAGAGAACGACAACUCAUUGAAGAUUUGGAACGAAUGCGUUUGGCAGGUUUACCGACUGGACGACUUCCUCCUCCUCGAGCUUUCACCCCUCUUUUGGAUGUACCGGUGGACACCUACAUCACAGACUCGCUCCGUAACCGCUCUUUGAGUCCUGCUCGGUCCAACUUUUCACACUCAGAGUCCCAUUACAGCACAGAACGCACUGGACGCUCCCCCCAGAGAAGGGACAAUGGUUUCCCCCAUGACUCUUUAUCCAGCAGGGGUGAUUCUGUCCCAGAACGAGGAAGGUCGCCUUAUAGGAAUGGACAUAGAAUGAAAACAGACAAAUCUCUGAAUGGUAAAGAGGUAAAGUAUACUGUAAUGAGUGCACACCGCCGGAGCAGGACACCAUUGUCCCAGGUGUUUGCGCCUAGCUCAGAUCAGCACUGGAAAGAACCAGUGAAUGGACACUCGGACAGCCAAGAUAGACCAGAGCAGGAGUACGAACUAACCACGGUAACCAUCUCGAAGACUAAACAGUCCCUGGGUAUAAGCAUCUCAGGUGGGAUUGAGUCAAAGGUGCAGCCAAUGGUGAAGAUAGAGAAGAUCUUUCCAGGAGGAGCAGCCUCUACCAGUGAUGUCCUGAAGGCUGGAUUCGAGCUGGUGUCGGUAGAUGGAGAGUCCCUUCAAGGUGUCACACAUCAGCAUGCGGUGGAUGCCAUUCGGAGGGCUUUCAGCAACAAGGCCAAAGACCCAAUGGAGUUCAUCGUCAAAGUUCCCAAAAACCAGAGAGACUAACUUGAAAGCAGCUUUGAAACAAAGGUGUUUGAGCUUAAGGCCCUGAUUUACUCACAGCGUAAAGAGGUAAAAAGAAAAAGCCCCUGGCAUUGACAUAUCGGUCGUGAACAUCCCUUCUUCAUCCUUGCAUUUACACAAUAUUGAAUAUUUAAAUAUGUGCUGCACAUCACAUUCACUAAAUAAACAUAGGAAAA